Molecule: messenger RNA, 918 nt
Organism: Eruca vesicaria subsp. sativa (arugula)
Lineage: Eukaryota; Viridiplantae; Streptophyta; Magnoliopsida; Brassicales; Brassicaceae
Source: the annotation of a GenBank genome assembly
AUGAAGAAAGAGCUCAACGAACUGAUGACAGAAGGUAUAGACUACGCUCACCAGCUCAAGUCUCAGCUUGGCUCAUCUUCAUCUCAAGAAUCACGUGAACAUUUGGCCAAGAAGAUUCUUGAAUCUUACCACAAGUCUCUCACCAUUAUGAAUUACUCAGGCGAACUGGACCAAGUCUCUCCCCAUUCCCUCGGUGUAGGAAGCCCUAAGAGCGAUGAUUCUGAUCAUCAAGUACCACAUAUCAUCGAGAGUUCGAGGAAGUCGAUGCCAAGGUGGACUCAAAAAGUCAGAAUUGCCCCUGGAGUUGUGAUUGAUCGAGCGCUUGACGAUGGGUUCAGUUGGAGAAAGUACGGCCAGAAGGAUAUCCUCGGAGCCAAGUUUCCCAGGGGAUACCAUAGAUGCACGUAUAGAAAAUCUCAAGGAUGUGAAGCCACCAAACAAGUCCAGAGAUCCAACGAAGAUCCGAUGCUCUUUGAGGUUAUUUACCGAGGAAUACAUACUUGCUCCCAAGCCUCAAAUGUUAGUUCAGCCAUUCCGGUACAAGUUCUUGAACCAAACCAGACCCAAGAACAAGACAAACUUGAGAUUGUGAAGACAAGUCUAGACACUGGUCAUCACAACUACAAUCACCAAGCAAAUUUGCAUCAAACCCUUGACUAUCCUUUACCCUCUACCAUAAACCUAGAGAGUAACACUGUCAUGCUUCAACAUAAGGAUCACAAGAUUGGUUUUCUCGGAUCUACAAGUUAUAGUGAUCUAGGAACUAAUGUCAACUACAAUUUUCUAGCUCCUCACGAUGCUGGCUCUGCUUCUCACUCUACAAUAAACUCCCCAACCACCACCGUUGGUUUGGAAUCUCCGUUUGAAAACUUUGGUCCAAGUCAUCCAUUCGGAGGUUUUGGAGGGUUCUACUCUUAA